Brachypodium distachyon (stiff brome) is the source of this 1225-nucleotide messenger RNA. RefSeq lists its product as uncharacterized. Lineage: Eukaryota; Viridiplantae; Streptophyta; Magnoliopsida; Poales; Poaceae. The transcript is spliced from 2 exons. The coding region runs from base 106 to 1071 and encodes 321 amino acids. The record is from RefSeq and is a predicted model, not a curated record.
ACACAUGCAGCUAGCUCUAUAGCGAGAGUUGCAACUUGAUCCGGCCCAUAGUUCGACCACCUGAAUAUUGUUGAAUUAGCCGUGUCAAUUAAGCUAGCUCUAGAGAUGGCCGGCGUCCGGCAACUCGUGUUAGCCGCCUUUGCGGUGGUGGUGCUCGCCGGCGUCGCCGUCGCACAGCCGCGUCCGGCGCUGCCGUCGAACUCGCACAGGUUCCAGCCGGGGAAGAGGAACCAGGGCUUCUCCUGCGACGACAAGAAGGACCACCAGGUGCCAUGCGUGGAGACCUGCAACUCACGCUGCCCCAACGAGUGCAUGGUCAUGUGCCCAAGCUGCAAGACUUUCUGCAUGUGUGACUUCUACCCCGGCAUGUCAUGCGGCGACCCGCGUUUCACGGGCGCCGACGGCAACAAUUUCUACUUCCACGGCAAGAAGGACCAGGACUUCUGCAUCGUCUCCGACGCCGACCUCCACAUCAACGCCCACUUCAUCGGAAAGCGCAACCCUACCAUGAGCCGCGACUUCACAUGGAUCCAGGCCCUCGGCGUCCGCUUCGCCGACCACCGGUUCUACAUGGGUGCCCAGAAGACCGUCAAGUGGGACGAUGAUGUCGACCGCCUCGAGAUGGUAUUUGACGGCGCACCCAUCGAGAUCCCCACCGAGUUUGGCGAGAAGUGGGAGUCAACCGUCGUUCCUGGGUUGACCGUCACGCGGACCACCGCCGUCAACGGUGUGAAGGUGCAACUCGCCGGAGUGUUUGAGAUCAUGGCUAAAGUGGUGCCCAUCACGGAGGAGGACUCUCGCAUCCACAACUACGGCGUGACGGACGAGGACAGCCUUGCACAUUUUGACAUUGGGUUCAAGUUCUUCGACCUCAGCGAUGACGUCCAUGGUGUGCUCGGCCACACCUACCGCUCAGACUACAUCAACAAGCUCAGCGUGAGCGCUAGCAUGCCGAUCAUGGGCGGUGCGCCCAGCUACGUCUCCUCCGACAUCUUCGCCACCGACUGCGCCGUCUCUAGGUUCGGCCGCACCGCUGCCGGAAUCGCCAUGGUCACUAGCAAGGCCAAUUAAACUACUCCGUAUUGCUAAAGAGACAUCAUCGUGUUGAUGUUAUUGAGGGAUUGGCCUAAUCAAGAUGUAUAGGCCUAGAAAUAAGGGAUAAAUCAUUGUCAAUGGCUUACGAGAGAAUCAAUAAAAAGCAAUUGCGCGCCCUUUUUCACUCUUA